CAUCGCUGUUAUGAAAAAAAAAUCCGAGCAUACUUAUACGCUUAUAUAAUGCUUACGAGCCUAAAAAAAACAAGUUCACAGCUCAAAAGAUACUUUUUGUAGAGAAUCUUUUUAAAAUCAAGAAAGAAAAAACAUAAAUAUGUCAUAAUUUUGUCAGUGUCAAGUUAAAUUUGAAAUAUAGGAGGGAUUGACACCGCGUCUUAUUUAAUUCCAAUAGUUUAACUGCAAACUACAAUUAAUUUACAUGGCAAACGAAGCCGAGGAAACGGUACGCAAACUAGCAUCGCACAGGGGAGUGCAUGGAGUGAUAAUAGUAAACGGGGAGGGUAUACCGAUAAAAACAACAUUGGACAAUCAUGUAUCAGUUCAGUAUGCGGGACUUAUGUCCGCGCUGGUGGACAAAGCGAAAGCUGUUGUGCGCGAUUUGGACCCCUCCAAUGAUCUUACUUUCCUAAGGAUCAGAAGUAAGAAGAGCGAGAUCAUGGUUGCCCCUGACAAAGAAUUCAUAUUGAUAGUUGUCCAGCACCCUGUUGAAUGACGAAGGCUACCCGCCUUUGGGCGAGUACUUUUUGAUAUCCAAAAGUGUUGUAUUAUUUUAAAUUGUAUUAGUUUUUUAAUAUAGGAUAGAUUUAAAUAAUGAUCAUGUUCAAUUUGGUGUUCUAUACUGAUGGGCAAAAAUAGGCUGCUUCUAUUGUUAUUAUUUUCAUUAUUUUUAAUUGUUCUCGUUUUUCUCGCUCAAUAAAUAGUUGAUUAAUUUUUAAAUUCAUUAGGUAUUUAUUUAAUCUCAAAAUUAAUACUUUAUUAAAUAAAUUUCGAGUAAGUUUUGCUUUGAAACAGACACCCGGUGUAGUAAAUGGCCUGGUUUUAUUGUCUACCAGUGAAUAUUGGACGUAAUACAACUGUUAAACUUAUACUAAUCUAAAGAGGAAAGAUUAGAUUGUUAAUUUGUUUGCAUCAAAUAGGCUCCAAAAGUAGUGGACCUAUUUUAAUUAUUCUUUC
Molecule: messenger RNA, 999 nt
Organism: Diatraea saccharalis (sugarcane borer)
Lineage: Eukaryota; Metazoa; Arthropoda; Insecta; Lepidoptera; Crambidae
Source: the annotation of a GenBank genome assembly